Messenger RNA from Mucor velutinosus, 1740 nucleotides. RefSeq names its product cell division control protein. The coding region runs from base 1 to 1740 and encodes 579 amino acids. NCBI's taxonomy places the organism in Eukaryota, Fungi, Mucoromycota, Mucoromycetes, Mucorales, Mucoraceae. The record is from RefSeq and is a predicted model, not a curated record. The transcript has 5 exons.
AUGUACUCGCCGAGACGAACUGCAACUGAUGACUAUGAGACUCUAUUGAGAUCACCUGAGAGAACCAACAUGGUUGCAUCGCCAUUAAGAGCCAUCGCAUCGCCUUUUUAUAAGGCUGUAAAGACAGCACAAAGCAAUGCUUCAAGGGAUUUUGAUAAGUUUUAUGGAAAUCUUCAACAAAAGCUGACUCCUAGAACAAGCCAGGCUCGUAUCCACAAACAAACGCCUGAUACAACAGAGAGAAUGCGAUCCAUGUUGCAACAAAGAAGAGCUCAGACCGACUCUGAUAGCACGCGGACCUCACUCACACCACUUAUAGAAAGACAUACCUUGCGAGAAGAUACACGAAGCAAUUAUAACUACAUUAGCCGUAACCCGUUCUACCAGGAAUCCGUGUCUGAAAUUGCAGAGACGCCAUCUCUAUCGGAUCACAACGAGGACACUCCCAUGACUUUUACAACUUUGGGGAAGCGUUCACCUUCCUUCACUCUCAAUAGCCCUUCAAGCCGUAAAAAGCCAUAUACUGGUGUAUCAUCAACAUUGCAACAAAAACUAGCAGAGGAGAGAAAGCGAAUGGAUAAGCUACAAAGCAAUUUACAAAAGAUCAGACGACAAUCUUCUUUGUUGGCAGAAGACUUAUCCGCUACUCAUUUGAGCUUUGCACAAGAGGAUGAAGACGAAGAUGAAGAGCAUGAAGACGAGCAAGACAUGUUCAUGGCAGCAGCACCUUCCUCUAAAGAAGACAUCUUGAGAUCACUGAAUGUGAGAUCAGCUGAUGAACGCAGACCUUCUUCAAACACAUUCAGUGUAAAUGGGCGUCAUUCUCCAAUGCAAAUCAGCUCAUCUCGCUCAUACAAACAUUCGAUAACGCCACAAACUAAUAGCAUCAAGCCCACGUCCUCUUCAUCAACCGUAACGCAGACAACUACCAGCCUACUUCCAUCAUCACCUAGACGCACAUUGAACCACAAUGGCAAUAAUAACAACUACUCUAUUCCCAAUACUUGCGAUACAACGUCGCCAUCCUCUUCGCCUAACCGCAUUGUUCCACCAAAACGCACCAUUAUCAACGAUAUUAGCAGUGGGCAUUUGAGAUCUGCAGAGACCUUAAGCACGCCAGGUGGCAGCCGCGUCAGUAAUCGCUUUUGGAAGGAAAUUCAUGGCCUGAGCACACGUAGAGAAUCAGCAUCUCCCAGUCGCACAACAAGCGGCCGCAUAGGGAAGCCCACUGCACCAACUGUUAAACGUGCUUCAACCCUGCAAAUCAAUAGCAGCAACUCAUGGGCGAAUGAUGACGGAUUCUGGUCCUCCAACAGCUCACCUGUGGCAAGUUCGCUCAACAACAAACUACUGCAAUUAGCUCAGGAAAAGGACAAGGAAGAGACAUCUACACAUAUUCGUCAGUCAUUUGUGAAAAGAUUGUUUGAUACCAACAAAGAAAGCGAGGUCGACUCAGAGGAACACAGUUUAUUUCAGAACCCAUUGUUUAGAAGAGCAGCGCAAUCAGAACAGCAGGCUUACUCUAUGAAUGAAUCUUCCCCUCCUCCUCCAAUAACAGCUUCAGUGUCUACACAACAUGCCAGCCAAACGCUCUCUGCAGAAAUUGAAGUGGCAAACAAGCGAGAUGAGAUCAAGAAAAGAAACAAUAUACCAACAAUGAACGCUGACGUGCUUGCUGAAUUGAAAGCGAGACACAAGGAAAAGCUCAUUGACGAUGCGGAUUCUUACAAGUUUGCUUAA